Musa acuminata AAA Group (dessert banana) is the source of this 2499-nucleotide messenger RNA. Its product is annotated as tyrosyl-DNA phosphodiesterase 1-like. The record is from RefSeq and is a predicted model, not a curated record. Gene Ontology annotation, biological process: DNA repair. Lineage: Eukaryota; Viridiplantae; Streptophyta; Magnoliopsida; Zingiberales; Musaceae. Bases 172 to 2376 code for a protein of 734 amino acids. Gene Ontology annotation, molecular function: double-stranded DNA binding; 3'-tyrosyl-DNA phosphodiesterase activity; single-stranded DNA binding. The transcript is spliced from 15 exons. Gene Ontology annotation, cellular component: nucleus.
UUGAAACAGAAUGAAUUCGUCGAGUGGCCGCUGCGACGUCGGCGCGCUCCCCCGGUGGUGGGCGACCUAGGGUUUCUCCCGUUCCCUCCCCAUCUCGAUCGCUUCCGAUUGCCGCAGAUUGUUGCUGAAGGGGGAAAAGAGAAGGCUUUUCUUCUUCAACCUUCUUUUCUCAUGGCCGAGUCUCGGGUGAUAAUUGGUACCUUAGUUUCAUGUCAAAGAAACCUUGUUGCUGCCUGUUUGGCCGCAAAUGUACCAAUUUUUGAAGGAGCUAAUUUUGUUGGUCGCAACAACCUUAAUGUCUCUGACAAGCGAGUUAGUCGCAAACAUAUCAGCUUGCAAGCAUCAUUUGAUGGCUCAGCGGAAGUUGUUGUGGAAGGACCAAAUCCAAUAAUAUUCAGAUGUGGGGGUCAACGAAAGAAGCUCUCCUCCCAAGAGAAAGCUAAGCUUGAUGAUGGUGACAUUAUUGAGUUGAUUCCUGGUCAUUAUAUGUUUAAGUAUGUAAAGGCUGGAACUGAACAUGCAUCAUCUUCAAAAAUAGAUUCAAGUGUCUUAAAAAUAGAAAAAAGACAGUGUGAUGGUGAGACUUCAGUCAUUAAAAGAAAGCGACAAGCUGAUGAAUAUGAAUUUUCUUCAAGUACUUUGCAGGAAAAUGAUGGCUUGAGACAAGAUAAUUCGACUGAGGCUUCCAAGUCAUGUGAUCCUCAGUUCAAAACAGCUUCCUUUACAUCAUGUGAUGACAUAGAAGCCAUUCGUCAUUUUAGGGUUCCCAAAGAGAGAUUAUCUUUGACUUUUCGGCUCAUGCAAGUACAAGGCCUCCCUUCAUGGGCAAAUUCCUCCUCAGUUACUAUUGGAGAUGUCAUACAGGGGAACGUGCUUGUUGCUAUUCUUUCAAAUUACAUGGUGGACAUAGACUGGUUGCUUUCUGCAUGCCCAAGCUUGAGGAAAGUCCCACAUGUCCUUGUUGUUCAUGGAGAAAGUGGUGCUACAGAAGAUCACCUUAAGAAAGUAAAACCUGCCAAUUGGGUCCUUCACAAGCCCCCACUUCCUAUAGCAUAUGGAACACACCAUUCCAAAUUCAUGCUUCUUGUAUACCACAGUGGAGUUCGUGUUGUUGUGCACACAGCAAAUUUAAUCUAUGUUGAUUGGAAUAACAAAACCCAGGGAUUGUGGAUGCAAGACUUCCCUUGGAAAGACAACAAUUCAUGCAAGGAUUCUUUUUUCGAAAAUGACCUGGUUGAUUAUCUCAAGAUGCUAAAGUUGCCUGAGUUUACUGCCAAGCUACCUGCAGUUGGAAAUGUCAGCAUCAAUGCAUCUUUCUUCAGGAAGUUCGAUUAUAGCAGUGCAAUGGUGAGGUUGAUUGCAUCAGUUCCUGGAUAUCAUACGGGUGCUAAUUUGAACAAGUGGGGGCAUAUGAAGUUACGAAGUGUUCUUGGGAAUUGUAUAUUUGACAAAGAAUUUUGUAAAUCCCCUCUUAUAUAUCAGUUUUCCUCUCUUGGUUCUCUGGAUGAGAAGUGGCUGUCUGAGUUAACAGUGUCCAUGUCCUCAGGUGUUUCAAGUGAUAAAUCUCCACUGGGGAUUGGAAAACCUCACAUAAUCUGGCCAACUGUAGAGGAUGUUAGAUGCUCCAUUGAGGGUUAUGCGGCUGGCAAUGCAAUUCCAAGCCCACAAAAGAAUGUAGAGAAGGAUUUUCUAAAAACAUAUUGGACGAAAUGGAAGGCUAACCAUGUAGGUCGCUGUCGUGCAAUGCCUCAUAUAAAAACGUACACUCGGUACAAUGGUCAGAACCUUGCAUGGUUUCUGCUUACUUCGGCAAAUCUAAGCAAAGCUGCUUGGGGUGCAUUACAGAAGAACAAUUCCCAACUAAUGAUACGAUCUUAUGAGUUGGGGGUACUAUUCUUGCCUGCUUAUGUGAAGGACCUUGGGAGUUGGUUUUCAUGCGCAGGCAAUGAUGGAACGGAACAGAUAGCACAUGAGAACUCCUCCUCCUCCUCCUCCAAGCCUUGGAGUCUGGCAACUCUCUGCUUAAAUGAUGAUGCCUCUGAAGUGAUACAGUUACCCGUGCCAUAUCAACUCCCUCCUCAACCGUACACCUCCGAAGGUGUAUUAUUCUAUGUCCUCCUCCAUCUUAGUUUCAGAUUUAAAAAGGAAAUUAAAUUGAUUCAUCUUUCUUUGUUUAUGUGCAGAUGUGCCAUGGUCGUGGGACAGGCGAUAUACCAAGAAGGAUGUGUAUGGUCAGGUGUGGCCGCGCCAUGUUCAGCUGUAUGCGAAACAAGACACUUGACCACCUUUGGUUCCUGCUUUGCAAGGGAAGAGGUGGGGAGCAGGAGGAAGGCCCCCGAAGAUGUGUCGUUCGAGAGAGAGAGAGAGUGGCUUUGAUUGCAAACGCAUGAAGCUUAAUCUUGUGACACCACUGAUUCUGAAUCAAACUGUAUUAGGUUAGGUCCCCUUAUGGGGGCCUAAAUCCACGACUCCAGUUCCAUGGAUACCAAGUUCUCGCAA